AUGAAUCAUGCCUACUCUAAUGUUAUCAUGAGACCCUGGCCCAGAUACGUACCAAAGGUUCCCACCACGCCUUUCAGGGAUCAGGUGGUGAACCAGCAAACGCUGUCCUCAAAGGAGGCAGACCCAAUCCCUGCUCUGCUCUGUCCCGUUUGCACCUUGUGCUUAUACGUAGAUCGUACGCAGAGCUUUAGGGCCUCAGGCCAGCUGUUUGUCUGCAAUGGGGGACAGCAAAAGGGAAAGGCUGUCUCCCAGCAAAGGCUCAACCACUGGAUAGUGGAUGCCAUAGUCUUGGCUUACCAAGCUCUAGAUCAUGCUCGGGGUGAGGGGUCAUUCUACGAGGAGCGUAGCUUCCUUCUGGGCAUUGGCACAUGGCAUGGAGGGAGGCUGACCAGAUGGAUUCCUGACAUCAGACCCAACAUUGUCUCCAGUCUCUCGUCCAGAAGAAUUGUUCUUUUGGGUCAAGCUGGUGUUGGGAAAAGUGCAUCUGGAAACACAAUACUGGGACAGAAAGUGUUCAGAUCUGAGAUGGCAAUGAAUGUGGUAACCCAUGAAUGUUCAGAGGAACACACCACUGUUUCAGACAGAUCUGUGUCUGUAGUUGAUACUCCUCCAUUCUUUGACACACACAUGAAACCAGAGGAGUUAGUGAUGGGGAUAACAAGAAGAUCCAGUCCUGGACCUCAUGCUUUUCUCAUUAUUCUGCGUGCAAAUGAUAGAUUCACUGAGCAGGACCAGCAGAUUCCUCAGAUGAUUGAGAUGAUGUUUGGUCAGGAGGUGUUAAAAUACUCCAUCAUUCUCUUCACUCAUGGAGAUCGGUUAGAAGAGCCCAUAGAGGAACUCACUGAGGAAAACAGUAGAUUAAGGCAUCUGGUUGAUCGUUGUGGAGGCAGAUUUCACGUCUUCAACAACAGAGAUCAGAAUAAAAGUGAUCAGGUGAAUGUUCUACUGCAGAAGAUUGACACAAUGAUAGAGCAGAAUGGAGGAGGACAUUACAGUAAUCAGAUGUUUUAAGAUGCUCAAAGAUUCAGACAAGAGGACGUAGAGAGGAGACUG
This is a messenger RNA of Sinocyclocheilus rhinocerous, 1053 nucleotides long. RefSeq names its product GTPase IMAP family member 1-like. Gene Ontology annotation, molecular function: GTP binding. The record is from RefSeq and is a predicted model, not a curated record. The transcript has 2 exons. The coding region runs from base 1 to 1011 and encodes 336 amino acids. Lineage: Eukaryota; Metazoa; Chordata; Actinopteri; Cypriniformes; Cyprinidae.